AUGUUCAGCGAGAUGCACAUUUUAAACAAAGGAGCUGCACAAUCAACAGAUCAGCCCAAGAAUCGAGCGGCAGACGAUUUCGAUGCCUUCAUUCGUGAUUGUGUGAGGCAAACUACCGGCAAGGAGCCUACUUUACGGGCAGCAAGUACUAAUACGGUGGCGUUCGACCCUUGUUCAGAUGAAGAUCAGAUGAAGAUAGGUGUGCAGGGGCUGCGCUUAGGCGAGAGGUGGGGGUCGAUGUGUCUGGACUAUGUGCUAACAAGUGCACGGUUGGCAGCAGUGACUUCUACGCCGUCCCGCGCGCAGAACCACAGCGAGUAUGCACGGCGAUUUGACCAGGAUUCCGGUUGGAGAUUUCACGUCGCCAAUUUCCGCGCUGCUUCAAGUAGGUCGACAGCGACACAUGCUGGACGAUUUGACGAACCAUAG
Messenger RNA from Mycosarcoma maydis (corn smut), 429 nucleotides. RefSeq lists its product as uncharacterized. The coding region runs from base 1 to 429 and encodes 142 amino acids. The record is from RefSeq and is a predicted model, not a curated record. The transcript is spliced from 3 exons. Lineage: Eukaryota; Fungi; Basidiomycota; Ustilaginomycetes; Ustilaginales.